AUGCGACACGAUCUUUUUUCAUCAGAUGAACAAAACCCAAGCUUAUCGCCGUACGAAAUAAUUUACAGGCUGUACCCUUACAAAGUAUUUCUAAAAGAUGGAGUGCAACACGUAGAGAACCUAUUGACCGAAUUAGGGUUACCUGCAUCGAAGCAAACUGAGUCUGCAAAUGUAUCUACUAAAAUACCCGCCUCUUCAUCAACCUCAGUUAACUCCUAUAUAGAAACAAAGUACCAAAAUGCUUUGUUAGAAUCCAUCGUACAAAGUUUAAAAGUUGCUGAUGUUUGUAUUGUUGGAACCAAAGGAUGCGGAAAAAGUAUGAUCGUGAAUAAAGUUGCGGAAAUUUUUGGUCAAGACGUCGAAAAUAUUGUUUUGUAUCAAGACAUGACGUCGAGAGACCUGAUUCAACAGAGAACGACUUUAGAUAAUGGAGAUACGAUUUGGAAGUUGUCGCCACUGAUAGAGGCGGCGCUGGAAGGAAAAAUCGCUGUUUUGGAUGGUAUCAAUAGAAUACAUCCAAGUACGUUGACAGUAUUACACAGAUUAGUUCAAGAUCGCGAACUUCAACUAUAUGACGGCAAAAGACUAAUAAGUAAAAAUCGAUACGAGGUUUUGCAAAAGAAGUUUAACUUGACCGAGGAACAAUUAACUGAAAACGGAGUAUUCCCAAUACACCCCGAUUUCAGAAUUGUUGCUAUUGGUGAACCUCCGAAUUUGCAAUCUCCAACGGGAAAUUGGAUGUCACCAGAAAUGUUAAGUAUAUUUCUUUUUCACGAGAUGAGAACUUUGAGCAAAGAAGAGGAAAUCCAUGUAAUUACCACAAAAUUUGGUCCUCCUUCAGCACCACUGCAAAAAAUCAUUAAUCUUGCACACAUCUUACGAGAUAAUACCGAUCCAGCUCUGAAAAACUUAUCGGGCCAUCUGUCGACGAGAAAGAUUCUAAAAAUUGCAUCCAGACUGAAUAAAUACCCCACAGACGAUGUUUACAACUUGAUGGAAGAAACCUUUAUGAUCAAAUUCUUGCCUUCCCUUACUCGUCAAGCCUUAGAUAAAACAAUGGAGAAAAUAGGAAUAACUCUUAUUCCUCAGGAUAGAAAUUCAAAAAUUAAAUGUGAAAUUAAAAGCGGUGUGUUAACGAUAGGAGCUACUACAGCUCCAUUAUACCAAGCCAGCAACUUGACCAAAAUUCCAGACACCUUGUUUUAUGACGUACCUCAACAUUUGUCCCUAAUGGAGAGGCUCUUGCAGGAUUUUCAGUUGGGUUACAACUUGCUACUUGUUGGUAACCAAGGUGUGGGUAAGAACAAAAUCGUCGAUAGGUUUUUGGAACUAUUAAAGAGACCUAGAGAGUAUAUUCAGCUACACAGAGACACCACAGUACAAACUCUUACUAUACAACCAACGAUCAAAAAUGGGAUUUUGGUACAUGAAGAUUCGCCUCUCGUUAAAGCUAUUAAAUAUGGACACGUUCUCGUUAUAGACGAAGCAGACAAAGCACCAACGCAUGUUACAUGCAUUCUUAAAACACUGGUAGAAUCGGGAGAGAUGAUUCUUAGCGAUGGUCGAAGAAUUGUCCCAAAUACAAAAGCACUGAAAGGAUCAAACGCCGAUAACGUUAUUAUUACUCAUCCUGAUUUUAGAAUGAUUGUUUUAGCAAACAGACCUGGAUUCCCCUUUUUAGGAAACGAUUUCUUCGGCUCAUUGGGCGAUCUUUUCAGUAGCCAUUCUGUUGAUAAUCCUUCUAGAGAAUCUGAAAUAGAACUUCUAAAACAAUAUGGACCUGACGUAGAUGUAAAUACUAUUAAGCAACUAGUUGGAAUUUUUGGUGAUCUGAGAAAUAUGGCAGAUCAAGGUCUUAUUAACUAUCCAUAUUCUACCAGAGAGAAAUAUCCCAACGCUGAUUUAGAAGAUGUAUUGUUCAAUGUUUUCGACUUCGAUAGAGAUAGCCCCGAUAUGUUAGAAACAGUAGGAGAGGUUCUACAUAAACAUGGGUUUUCUAAAAACGUUGUAACCACCGAAUAUAUUGCAGCUAAGCGAGCGAAGGAAAAUGUUACAGUAAAUAGGUAUAGUGGGCUGGAUACAAAAGAACCAAAACAUGGUGAAGAAGAUCCAGAUAAUGCACCUCAUGUAGGAGGCAAUAGAUGGGCAGGUGGGACUGGUGGAAGAGAUACUGCUGGUUUGGGAGGUAAAGGUGGCCCAUACCGCUUGGAUAAAGGCCAUAAGAUUUUUCAGCUUUCAGAUCAAGAAAAAAGUGAAGUUCCGGAACAUGUUCAGAGGGCAGCCAGAGAAAUGGGUAGAAACGCGUUCAAACAAAAACUGAAAGAAAUAGGAAUGGAUGAGUACGACCAUUCUAUCUAUUCUCAAUUUUCAAUUGCAGUAGAAAGACCAGUUCAGGCUUUGAGGGUUAUUUUAAAUAACCUGCAAGCCAAAAACCAAGAAAGACAGUGGUAUAGACAUCAAACGACUGGCGAGUUAGAUGAUGUUAAACUGAUUGAUGGGAUAUUGGGGGAAAAGACGAUCUUUCGGCGAAGAUCUGAACAAAAGCCUGAGCUGGGUACUCCACAAAUAAAACCAAAGCUUUUUAGAGUUGUAGUAGACGUAUCUGGAAGUAUGUAUAGGUUUAAUUCAUACGAUGGCCGUUUGGACAAAGAACUGGAAGCAGUAGUCUUAGUGAUGGAAGCUUUUGAAGGAUUUGACGACAAAAUAAAAUACGACAUCAUUGGACAUUCUGGAGAAGAAUAUAAUAUUCGGUUUGUUGAUAUAGAUAGUCCACCUAAAAAUAAUAACGAUAGAUUGAAAACAAUGUACGCGCAUUCACAGUAUUGUAUGCAAGGCGACCACACCUUAGAGACCACCCAGUGGGCAGUAUCAAAUAUCGAUGAAGAGGCUUACGAUGAAUCAAUCGUUAUAGUGCUGUCUGAUGCCAAUUUACAAAGAUACGGUAUUCCAGCAGAAGAUCUCGCAAAAGCCAUGACCGAGAAGCCAAAUAUUAACGCGUGCGCCGUAUUUAUUGGAAGUUUGGGCGACCAAGCCGAACGGUUAAGGAGGAGUUUACCAGCUGGAAAAGCUUUUAUUUGCAAUGAUACUAAAGAGUUACCACAUAUUUUAAAACAAAUAUUUUCGUCUUCUGUUGUUAAUAACUAA
Molecule: messenger RNA, 3144 nt
Organism: Diabrotica balteata
Lineage: Eukaryota; Metazoa; Arthropoda; Insecta; Coleoptera; Chrysomelidae
Source: the annotation of a GenBank genome assembly